AAAUUGCCAUCAUACAACCUGAGGCAGCAGGUUCAUUCUAGCUGGAGAGGGCUCGGCAGACUUAUCUGACUAGCGAAUUGCAAAUUAGCCUGCUUAAUUUACGUGGAAAAGGUACCCGGUUGACCACAAUUUCUUUAAUAGACUGUAUAGCUGGCUAGUGGGAAAACACUGGUACACUUCCGAUACCUAGGUCGUGUUCAGUAGGCAUGAAAGGGGAGGCGCUCAUCUGAACUUGUCCAAUAAGAAACCAUGUUUUUUUGUUGUCCACCAGUUUGUUAUGGUGUGCCCUACUUACAAGACCCUGUUUAUUUGAAGUGCCCUUCUUCACCUUUACUUUUAUGUAGGCCUUGUAAGAAGCCGCUGUCCCCCUCCUGUACAGUCCAGAUGUCUGGGCUUGAGGACAUCCCCGUGCCCGUUCCUCUGUUGGCCGCGGCCCUCACCGCGGACACACGCAGCCUCCUGCUUGCCUAUGGCAGCUACCUGCAGCCAGUCAUGGAGAGAUUGGAUGUGAACACAGCAGAGAGACACGUCUGCCUAACCCGCAAUGUCCACACCACCCUCACCAUCGCCAUGGAAACGACCGUUUCCAAGGUGAAAACCCCAGUAGUUAACGCCAAGAGCAAAGUUAUUGUCCCUGGUCUUCCCGGUCACCAAGCGCCGGUCAAAGCAACUUUGGGAUCCGAGAAGAGGAAAAAGGGCACAGACACCAAAGAGAUGUCCAUAGAGGAGCGACUGGGAGAGAUCGACUUGUCACGUGAGAAGGGCGGAGUCAAGGAAACCCCCUCUCUGCAGACGGACAACUUCGCGGUGCUACUGGUGCAGGGUCUGGAGAGCAAGGACGCCAACAUCCUCAAUAAUGUGUUUCAGACCCGGAAGGAUAACUUAAUAAAGAAAACCGUUUCCCGGUUACCCAUCCCUGCAGUCUUGCCAUUGGUGGAAGAGCUCACCAAGAGAAUGCAAGGGCAUCCAUACACGGCAGUGCUGAUGGUGCGAUGGCUCAAGGCUGUUCUCAUGCAGCACACCUCCUACCUGUCCUCGUUGCCAGACCUGGUGUCUCAGCUGGGAGUGUUGUACCACAUGAUUGAGAGCAGAGUCAAAAUGUUCCACAAACUGACCAAGCUGCACGGCAAGCUCUAUCUGCUCAUGACACAGGUGGUGACAGGUGACAGUGGUGUCACAGACGUGGACCAUAAGGCCAAGCUUGUCUACGAGGACGGGUCCUCUGAUGAAGACAAGGCUUCAGGCGAUGAAGGUCUUCCAGACGAAGAUUCUGAUAACUGGGAGGAGGAUGGCAUAGAGGAUGAGACUAUGGAAGACGAGCAUAGAGAAGAAGAGACGGAGGAAGGCAUGAGGACGGAAUCCAAAGCUAACGGUGACUCUGACAUGGAACCGGGAAACGAGAGCGAGGAAGAGUGAUGCUCUUCAAAGGAAACAAUCUCAAAAUGAACACACACAAAUGGACCGGAGAUUGAUGUACUUUAUUUUCAUGCUUUGUUUUUAUUGUAUCAGAACAUAAAUGGUUAUACAAAAAAAAUGGACAGGCAGUGGGUGUGGGUGACCGGCUGUGAACGAGGCCUAUUCCUUUCCCGGGACAGCCAACAAAGGCGGGAACGUGUUAUCCCCACAACCAAGCUGAAAGCCCCACAUUUUGAAUAUUUUCCAGAGAUUCAAGACUCAUUCUUCUGUCCCAAUCUCCUCCUUUCUCCACUUUGUCUGUGGUUCUGGGUGUAAAUCAAGUGUGACACCCCCCCCCCCCCCCCACUGCUUAUGGGAUGCAUCCAAAUGGCUCCAUAUUCCCUACAUACAGUUGAUGUCGGAAGUUUACAUACACUUAGGUUGGAGUCAUUAAAACUAGUUUUUCAACCACUCCACAAAUUUCUUGUUAACCUGUCUAGGACUGUCCGGAACCCCUCGGCAAGAGCCAAUGUAAUUGCAGGGCGCCAAAUACAAGUAUUAGGCACGAUUCUAAAGAUACAAUUCUAGUUAAUCCAGCCAGUGUCUGUUUUUAAGAAUGCUUUACAGCGAAAGCUCCACAAACGAUUGUUAGGUCACCACCAACUCACAGAAAAACCCAGCCAUUUUUCCAGCUAAAGAGAGGAGUCACAAAAAGAGAUGGCAAUUAAUCACUAACCUUUUGAUCUUCAUCAGACGACACUCAUAGGAAUUCAUGUUACGCAAUACAUGUAUGUUUUGUUCGGUAAAGUUCAUAUUGCUAUCCAAAAAUCUUAAUUUACAUUGGCGUGUUACGUUCAGUUCCAAAACAUGCAGUGAUAUUGCAGAGAGCCACAUGAAUUUGCGGAAAUAUUCAUUAUAAAUGUCGAUGAAAAUACAAUUUUUAGACAUGGAAAUAUAGAUACGCUUCUUAAUGCAACCGCUGUGUUUGAUUUUAAUAUAACUUUACGGAAAAAGCGUAAUGUGAGAACCGCGCUCAGAGCCCGAACCAGCCAGAGAAAUAUCCGCCAUGUUGGGUAGUCAACAUUAUUCAUGAACAGCCGAUCUGGUCCUUUCGGACUAAAUGUUCAAAAGGUUAUAUUACAGGUCGAAGGAACUUGUCAAACUAAGUAUAGAAUCAAUCGUUAGGAUGUUUUUAUCAUAUAAGUUCAAUAAUGUU
Messenger RNA from Oncorhynchus gorbuscha (pink salmon), 2611 nucleotides. RefSeq names its product WD repeat-containing protein 43-like. NCBI's taxonomy places the organism in Eukaryota, Metazoa, Chordata, Actinopteri, Salmoniformes, Salmonidae. The transcript is spliced from 10 exons. The coding region runs from base 250 to 1416 and encodes 388 amino acids. Gene Ontology annotation, biological process: maturation of SSU-rRNA from tricistronic rRNA transcript (SSU-rRNA, 5.8S rRNA, LSU-rRNA). Gene Ontology annotation, cellular component: nucleolus. The record is from RefSeq and is a predicted model, not a curated record.